CCGCCCGCCCGGAGCGCCCCGCCUCGCCUCCGCCCACGGGGGCUCCCGACCAGCCGGCUCCAGAGCGGUCCCCGCGCUUUGCAGCCCGCCGAGGGGGUGAGGGCUGCCGGCCGGCCGGCUGGGGGAAGUGACCGUGAAGGUUGAGAGCCACUGAAGUAGAACACCAUUCCAGGGAUGGGCUCUGGGAGGGAGACGGGCAGCUCUCCGCCGCUCCCACCACCUCGAAAGCUUUAGAACACUGAACUCCGAAGUAUUUUUGACGAUGGCUAUGAAAACUCAUUAUGACAACUUUUGUUUAAAGUGCACUUUUUCUUCUUGCACGCUUGGUUAAGAAGUAAAAGGUUAAUCCAGCCAGUAAAAAAACUUUGAAACCGCUUUCUUAUGAGUAAGAUGUCACUUACUCACCUUGGUCUCCCCAGCUGUGCCCUCAUUACAAUUUAAAGAUGCAGUGUUUUCUCCGGUCUACUUUUGUUUUACUCGUGUUGUAGACGACUUGGUGAGCGUACAGGACCGAACCUUAAGUCAGACCUGGGCUCUGGUCCUAGUAGUGUCAAGUUACCUUGUGAUCUGAUUUGAGAUUUGAUCGGAUCUCAACCCAGGAGGUUUCUAGGUGGUUUAGGAGACUAGUUAAAUCUCUCUCAACCCCCGCAAUAGGGUCAAAAUGGUCAGAUACCUCAUUACCGGAUCACCUCCUUCCCUUUUUCUAAUCAGCACUCCUUUCUGUUAGUUUUCAAUCCUAUAUAGUUAGAUUCCAAUGAAAACCUAAUGAUUUCUGACGUGAGCAGAACAAAUGCUGUGAAAGGAGGAAUGGUAGCCAUGGAAUGACUGAGAAAGAAUUUUACCUGAAGUCUGAGUGAGAAGGUGGGAAGUACAUUAACAAGGAGGCAAGGCCCUCCUGCAAAGUUUUCUUUGCUGCGGAUCCCAUCAAAAUAGUGCGAGCCCAGGGGCAGUACAUGUUUGACGAGAAAGGUGAACAGUACUUGGAUUGCAUCAACAACGUUGCCCAUGUGGGACACUGCCACCCAGAAGUGGUCAAAGCUGCCCAGAAACAGAUGGGACUACUAAAUACAAAUUCUCGAUUCCUCCACGACAACAUUGUUGAGUAUGCCAAGCGCCUGUCAGCAACCCUGCCGGACAAACUCUCUGUUUGCUAUUUUACAAAUUCAGGAUCUGAAGCCAAUGACUUAGCCUUACGCCUGGCUCGGCAGUUCAGAGGCCACCAAGACGUGAUCACUCUUGACCAUGCUUACCACGGUCACCUAUCAUCUUUAAUUGAGAUCAGUCCAUAUAAAUUUCAAAAGGGCAAAGAUGUCAAGAAAGAAUUUGUGCAUGUGGCACCAGCUCCAGAUACUUACAGAGGAAAAUACAGAGAAGACCAUACAGACCCGGCCAGUGCUUAUGCCGAUGAAGUGAAGAAAAUUAUUGACGAAGCUCAUAACAGUGGAAGGAAGAUUGCUGCCUUUAUUGCUGAAUCCAUGCAGAGUUGUGGCGGACAAAUAAUUCCUCCAGCAGGCUACUUCCAGAAAGUGGCAGAAUAUGUACACAGAGCAGGAGGUGUGUUUAUAGCUGAUGAAGUUCAAGUAGGCUUUGGCCGAGUUGGGACACAUUUCUGGAGUUUCCAAAUGUUUGGUGAAGAUUUUGUUCCAGACAUCGUCACAAUGGGAAAACCAAUGGGCAAUGGCCACCCAGUGGCAUGCGUGGUAACAACCAAAGAAAUUGCAGAAGCCUUCAGCAGCUCUGGGAUGGAAUAUUUCAAUACGUAUGGAGGAAAUCCAGUAUCUUCUGCUGUUGGUUUGGCCGUCCUGGAUGUAAUUGAAAAUGAAGACCUUCAAGGAAAUGCCACAAGAGUAGGGAAUUAUCUCACCAAGUUACUGAAUAAGCAGAAGGCUAAACAUACUUUGAUAGGAGAUAUCAGGGGUGUUGGCCUUUUUAUUGGAAUUGACUUAGUGAAGGACCAUCAGGAAAGGACCCCCGCCACAGCCGAAGCUCAGCACAUCAUCUACAAGAUGAAAGAAAAGCUAGUGCUUCUCAGUGCCGAUGGACCUCAUAGAAAUGUGCUUAAAAUAAAACCACCUAUGUGCUUCACUGAAGAAGAUGCCAAGUUUAUGGUGGACCAGCUCGAUGAGAUUCUAACAGGUUUAGAAGAAGCCUUUGGAGCCAAAACUGAGAGUGUGAUCUCUGAGAAUACUCCAUGCAGAACCAAGAUGCCUGAGGAAGCCCACUCGGAAUUGCUCAGUGACGGCAGCCCGGACCCCAAAGAAAAUCCCAGCCGAAAAAGAAAUGGAUUGUGCACAGAUAAACAUUCACUGCUCAGUAAGAGGCUCAAGACAUGAGAGACGAGCAUUUUACAGCAAGAUAAAUGUCCAGAGUUACACAGAAUGAAUGGAAGUGUCCCUUCUGUUAAAAGCUCUAUUAUACCCACCAAAGGAAGAAUCUGCAUUCCAUUCAGACAUAUAAAUAAAGAAAUGAGUAAAAAGGAUAAUCCAAGUGAUAAUCAAACCCUGUCAAGAUUUAGCCUCUAGCCUGUUAAUUCCUUACUUGAGAUUUCUGAAAGUACUUCAUUUAUUCUACUCAAUUUCAGCUUCAAAUGGAAUAUUUAUUAAGUUGGCAGUUUUACUUCUCAUGUUUUAAUAUUUGACAUGUCAGAGCAAAGUACAGUAGUAGGUUCCUGAACUUUGGAGACUAUGAAUUCUUUAAUGAUUUAAUUUAUAUAUAUUUAUGGACUAUAAUAAAAUAAAAGAUGAUGUAAACCAAAAAAAAUUUGACCAGAAAAAUGUUUACCGUUCCUUUGCAGAGAACAUUGGGGUAGUAAAACCAACGCCAUUUGGGAAAAAAUCACAUACGGCAAAUGUGAAGAAGUGAAUGAAUAAUUUGGACUUCUGUUGGGGAACUAGGUUAAUCGUGGUCCUGUGGGGACGAGGGUGGAAGUGAAGAGGCCAAACAAGGAGUACACCCAGAAACACUCCUAAACGUGUUGUUGGCAGCAGAAACAGUAGCCAAAGCGCUGCGUUCACAGUCAGGAGACCUCGGCUCUGGCUACUCAAACUGUCACCUUGGCAAGUCACUUACCUGUUAGGUGGGAAAUUAACUUUCAACCAAUCAUCUUCCUCUUCUCAUCCAGCUUAUCGCCUUUGCACAGCCCCUGACACAUAGAGAUACACACAUUUCUAACCAGAGACUGGCAAAGGGAAGUGAGGAAACCCAGAACCUCAAGAAUCUCUUCCUUAAAAGUGCUGGUGCCAUGAGACAUCCACUUGGAGGCUCGUGUACUGACCUGGAAGAAAUUUGACUUUUAGCCUUGACUUCCCAGUAUCUUAUUGCCCUCCUAACAGUUAUUAAGUUUUGUGUGUUGGUUUCUGUUCUGUAAAGAAGAGAUAAUAAUUUUGCUAGGGCUGUUGCAUGAGAGCUGAGAAAUAAAUUAGAUGUAAAAAAGC
Balaenoptera musculus (blue whale) is the source of this 3434-nucleotide messenger RNA. RefSeq names its product ethanolamine-phosphate phospho-lyase (gene ETNPPL). The transcript has 13 exons. Lineage: Eukaryota; Metazoa; Chordata; Mammalia; Artiodactyla; Balaenopteridae. The record is from RefSeq and is a predicted model, not a curated record. Gene Ontology annotation, molecular function: ethanolamine-phosphate phospho-lyase activity; transaminase activity; pyridoxal phosphate binding. Gene Ontology annotation, cellular component: mitochondrion. Bases 954 to 2333 code for a protein of 459 amino acids.